Coniophora puteana RWD-64-598 SS2 is the source of this 1297-nucleotide messenger RNA. RefSeq lists its product as uncharacterized. Lineage: Eukaryota; Fungi; Basidiomycota; Agaricomycetes; Boletales; Coniophoraceae. The record is from RefSeq and is a predicted model, not a curated record. Bases 533 to 1204 code for a protein of 223 amino acids. The transcript has a single exon.
GACGUGUUCUCGGCCCUCAGUCAGUCUUCCGGGCACGAUGCGCUCUUCCCGAACCUGGUCAAGAUCUGUUGGCCAAACUUUCACCCUUCCUCACGCAUGCUAUUGCAGCUCUUGAGCGGCCCCUGUCUCCUGCCUCUCCUUUCCCGAUUUUCCGUCUCCAUCUUGCCCCGAGUCGCCUCUACCGGGUGGUCCUCAUUCUAUCCAGGGCUGCAUUGACGUAGUCGCUAGUCUCAGCAAACUGUUCCCUUCAACUACGUACUUCGAGCUGAAGGGCAGCCUUUCUGUCAGACCUGGGCUAUUAUCCGUCCUUUCAGAAGUGAUAUGCUCUUGGCCGCACCUCAGGACGCUUGUGUGUGAUGAGCUUCUGUUGAACGCGAUCCAUCAUGUGGUGCAUUGCCCUUCCCUACGUACUCUGGACUUCAACCUUCCCAGGAACGUGUCCCGUGGUGCUACACAGGCGAACGUCUUUACCUUUGACAGAGUGGCGCUGAACAAUGUGCGUGAUAUUCGAGUAAAGGGCGAUCCUGAAGACAUGGCCUGCUUUUUGAACUCCUUCCUUCGCAAGAUAACGCCUUUGGGAGCCACGUUCUGUACCCGUGUAGGCCGUUCAUCCGAGGAAGGACCUGUGGCCUUCUUUGAAGCACUCGCCAAUGGGAUCGCUCCAGAUUGCCUCAAGUCCCUUACUUGGAGCGGCGAGGUGGACGUCAAACAAUACUACUUCAGCGAGUGGCAGCCGCACAAAGCGAUGACUUUCUCCUCCUUUCACCGGCUCCUCGUGUUCGCAAAUCUGACACAUGUAGACCUUGACACUCGACGCGCUAUACACCUUGGCGACGCCGACCUCCAAGAAAUCGCGUGCUCUUGGCGACACCUGGAGAGCCUCUUCAUCAACAAGGAGACCGGGUGGGGACGCGGCGCAGGGUUGAGGGUAACCCUCGACGGACUCGUCACUUUCUUGGGUUUCCUCCCUCGGCUGCGGGAGUUGUGCGUGGUUCUUGACGAGGACCAGCUAGCAGGGGACGCGUCGCAACUUGACGCACGUCGGAAGACCAUGGCGGAACGCCUGCGGUCAUAUUCACCUCCCAGGGCACUUCAUACUGUGGACUUGCUUGAUACUUUUGUCAGCAAGAGGGAGGUCAAGAGGGUGGGGGAGUUAAUGUGGGGUAUCUUUCCGAGGGGAUGCAGCGUAAGCACGUGGGGUUAAGUACAUCUAGAUGUUGAAAGAUAGUCACAACCUGGGAGCAUGUCCCUUGCACGUAAUUUGGGCCCGGGGAUGCACCGAGCUGCUGUCCACCGG